CGGUGAUUGGUGGCACGCUCCCGGAUAUGCAAAUGAGCAGCUCCCGCGGCACGGGGCACGCCCGAGGCGGCUCCAUUCAUCUUUUUUUUUUUUUUUCUCUUUCCCUUUUGUGCGCGUGCGCUAUAAAAGCGGGCUGAGGUCGGUCGUGUGCCACACUCGCACGAGCUGCCGCGACGCCGCCCGCGCCCGCGCCCGCACCCGCACCCGCACCCGGGCCACGCCAACACACAUAUGGACGCGCCCCACGACUUUUGCGCCCUGAGCGACGACGACGACGAGUCCCGGGCCAGCACGCGCUCCGCAUCCCCGCCGCCGCCGCAGCAGAAGAAGAAGAAGAACCGACGCAGGCGGGCGCGCGUACGCAGCGAGGCCACCGUGCGCGUGGUCCGAAAGAGCCGGCGUCUGAAGGCCAACGACCGCGAGCGGAACCGGAUGCACAACCUCAACGGCGCCCUGGACCAGCUGCGCCGCGUGCUUCCGGCGCUUCCGGACGAGAGCAAGCUGACCAAGAUCGAGACUCUGCGCCUGGCCCACAACUACAUCUGGGCCCUGGCCGAGACCCUGCGCAUGGCGGACCGGCUCGGACCGGUGCAGUCCGGCUGGUUCUCCUGCUGCAUGGACUCCUCGUCGUCCUCGUCGCCGGCCUCCAGUCCGGGCAGCCCGCUGCUGGCGCACGCGCACGAGGCCGCGCUCUUCGGGCUCUUCUGAGCGCCGGCGUGCACGCGCUGGAACCCUGCAAAAGUUCAAAGUUCACCUCGCCGCUGAGUUGGCUUGGCGCGCGCCAGACUUUGCUAAAGAUGACUUUGCUUUAUUUAUUUUUCCAAUGUUUUUGUACAUACAAAAAAAAAAAGCCAAAAGAUUUUAUUCUAUCUUCUCACUGACACUUUUCAUUACAAUAAAAAGUUUGUACUUUUUUUUUUUUUU
Syngnathoides biaculeatus (alligator pipefish) is the source of this 924-nucleotide messenger RNA. It is a transcript of the gene neurog1, whose product is annotated as neurogenin 1. NCBI's taxonomy places the organism in Eukaryota, Metazoa, Chordata, Actinopteri, Syngnathiformes, Syngnathidae. The record is from RefSeq and is a predicted model, not a curated record. Gene Ontology annotation, molecular function: protein dimerization activity. The transcript has a single exon. The coding region runs from base 232 to 708 and encodes 158 amino acids.